Molecule: messenger RNA, 4931 nt
Organism: Scomber scombrus (Atlantic mackerel)
Lineage: Eukaryota; Metazoa; Chordata; Actinopteri; Scombriformes; Scombridae
Gene: map2k5
Product: mitogen-activated protein kinase kinase 5
Exons: 22
Coding region: 266-1615 (449 amino acids)
Biological process (GO): protein phosphorylation
Molecular function (GO): ATP binding; protein binding; protein kinase activity
Source: RefSeq, a predicted model, not a curated record
CUAAAGCGAGCAGUUAUGGUUUCCUCUAGACUAGCUGCAUAGCUAAACAUUUCUGAUAACGCAGUUUAAAACAAGUUUACAUUAAAAAGUAAACCACUAGUACGGUUAUGACGUGACUCCGGCAGUGACUGAGCUUUUAAUGGUUGACGUUGUUUAAAAUCUCUCCCAUCACUGAACAGGAUGCUAGCAUGUGUUAGCAGGAAAUUAGCUCGUUAGCUUAGACAGCCAGCCAAGUGUUUGUUAUGAAGCGUGUUUUUUCUUCUUUAUGCUUAUACUCUACUUGAACAACGUCUCCAUUAUGGACCCCGAGGGAAUAGUGAUCCGUAUUAAAACGCCGGCAGGAGACAUGGACUCGUCCGUCGACAGUCCAUCUCUUCUCAACUUCAAUGACUUGCUGGUCGCUAUCAGAGAUGUCAUGCCUGAAGCCACCGUCACUGCCUUUGAAUAUGAAGAUGAGGUGGGGGACAGAAUCACUGUGAGAAGUGAUGAAGAACUCAAAGCCAUGUUAUCAUAUUACUUCAACACAAUGAAUGAACAACGCAUGAAUGGACUGAUGCCAGACCCUCUACAAAUUUUUCCACGAGCUGGCAAGACUCCAGGGAUCCGGAACAUACAUGGCCUGAAGGUUAAUACAAGACCUAACCCAGCCAAUGACUGCACUCAUGCUGUUCAGGACACUAUGGCCAGCAACAGCUUAAAGAAAUCAUCUGCUGAGCUGAAGAGGAUCUUGACAAAUGGACAGAUAAAUGCCCAAGAUAUCCACUAUCAAGAGCAGCUUGGCCAUGGAAACGGAGGCACAGUUUACAAAGCUUACCAUAUUAUUGGCAAGAGGGUUUUAGCUGUGAAGGUCAUUCCCUUAGACAUCACGGUAGAACUACAGAAGCAGAUCAUGUCUGAGUUAGAAAUACUCUACAAGUGUGACUCACCCUACAUCAUCACUUUCUUCAGUGCCUUUUUUGUAGAGAACAGGAUAUCCAUAUGCACAGAAUUUAUGGAUGGUGGGUCUCUUGAUGUGUACAAAAGGAUUCCAGAGCAUGUGCUGGGUAGAAUUGCAGUGGCAGUAGUCAAUGGCCUGACAUAUCUGUGGAGCCUGAAGAUACUUCACAGAGAUGUCAAGCCUUCCAAUAUGCUGGUGAACACCCGAGGACAAGUCAAGCUCUGUGACUUUGGUGUCAGCACACAGUUGGUGAAUUCUAUUGCCAAAACAUAUGUGGGAACUAAUGCAUACAUGGCGCCGGAAAGAAUAUCAGGGGAACAGUAUGGCAUCCAUGCAGAUGUCUGGAGUGUGGGAAUCUCUUUCAUGGAGUUGGCGCUAGGCAUGUUCCCAUAUCCACAGAUUCAGAAAAACCAAGGAUCUUUAAUGCCUCUCCAGUUACUGCAAUGCAUCGUUGAUGAGGAUCCUCCAGUUCUUCCUGUCAGCCAGUUCAGUGAGAAAUUUGUUCACUUCAUCACUCAGUGUAUGAGGCGGCAACCCAAAGAGAGACCUGCCCCUAAUAACCUCAUGGAUCAUUCCUUCAUCAUACAAUAUAAUGAUGGAAAUGCAGAGGUCGUGUCGAUGUGGGUUUGUCGCUGUUUGGAGGAGAGACGAGCGCAGGAGGCUCAGGGACGCGUCUGACGUCCUCCUGCUUGUCCGCCCAAGAUGGACGAUGAUGUUUGACCACGAACCUUGAACACUUAACGAAGGCUUCAGUGUCAAGUACGUCAAUAUGCACUGUACAAAGGACUUCACGUACAUGGACAAAAAAAAACUAGAUGUUUAAGACUUCAUGUGAGUAAUUCUUCAUUUAUCAGCAAGAAUGCGCCGUGAAAAUGAAGAGCUCACAUGCUUUGAACUGAAUAUUAAUCUCUGCAUUCAAAAAGUGCGGAGAGCAAAUUCUUUCCAGCGUGGGUCUCCAUCCACGGCUUCGUCCCCACGUUUUUCGGGAGCAUACAGAAAUGCAGUGAGCAUCCCAAGUUCAUGAAUGGAGGUAAAUGGUCCCGGUUUAAAGGAUCAGUGACGAUAAAUGACUUCACAGUUUAAGACUUCAAUAUGCUGACAGAGUUGUGCUCUGUUUCUGGGAUGGUAUCUCAAAUAACCGUCUUGUGCUUUACUGUUGACAGCCCUCUAGUGAAUGUUAAGGUUUUUGCCUGUGAGUAACUGCCCAUGUGUGUGCCUGUUUUACCAGUGGUAUAAUUUAUUACCUCAGCAAACUUAGGUUGUCAUUGUAGUAGCAAGGCUUCCCCCAAAAACGUACCUAUUUUCAAUGCCUGGACUAGAAUAUUAGUCUCCCAGUGAUUCCCAAACCUUGUGAGGUUAGAGAAUGAAUGGAUUCAAAGCUCUCUCUCUCUUUUUGUCUAAAGGAGUGUUUGUGUUAGCAAAGCGAACAGAAAGCCCACAGUAUGAGUGAGUCCGAAGGAGCACUGCAUUGUUAGAGUGGAAUGAAAUAUAUUGACAGCCAUCUUUUCUUGAUUCACAAUGUUACCGUCAUUGACACUGACCGAGAGGAACCAGGGGUUUUCUUUUCGUUUAAACUAGUUUUUAGUCAGUUGCACAUCUAUUCUGUCCCUUUGCGCAGACAUGCCUGAUGUAAAAUGCCACUGAAUCAACAAUUCCACACCCAGAUCUCCACUUUCACUCUUUAGCUUUUUGUUUUUCUUAGAAACCAUUAAGAGUAACAGACGAUUGGUAAUAUAAAGAGAUCAAAACUCUUCUUCCCCUUACAAAGCGACACUUUUUUAAAAUUUUAAAUACUUGUUUUAUCCUUACUUUAGUAAGAUUUAUCAUGGACUGUACAGAAAUAAUGAUAUUGUAUUAUAUUGCCUAAUGAGAUCAGUUGAUAAUCUGUAAAGGGAGUACAUUAAUGCAGUGCACUUAACACCAAAGACCACUGACGAGCCAAAUGGUGAAUUAUAUCUUGUGACUGGGGCAAAAUGUGAUGGAUUAAGUGACGAUGAAUGCUUUGACGAGGUCUUUAUGUGCAGCUGAAGGAAUGUGUAGCACUCAAGUGCAAUUAAAUGUCAUUUCUUCCACAAAGGCAAAGUAAAAAGCAGCCUCAGAUAAAGAGCACCGAUUUCUUUAACAAGCUACUUGUAGUUUCUUCAGCACCUUGUUAGAUGUGCUUUUGUCUUCUUUAAUAAUGAGGAGACACACAUAAGGUCUUGGACUGUAAUUCAAAUCUGAGAAAACAUUUGUUUGUAGCACAGUUACACAUUGCGCCAGCGUUACCUUCGUAAUUGAGGAACUCUACAUCAAAACGUGUCAUAUAUUAACAUAAUCAAACCUACUGUGAGACCCUUUUUUCAUCAGUAUGAUUUUUUUUAGCAUCGUAUGUAAAAUUUCUGCCACUUGAGGUAACAUUUACUCUCCUGUGUAAGUGAACCUCGUCCUGACAGAAAAUGGAGGAAAUGUUGCAUGUGUGAGGAAAAACCCAAGCUGUGUCCCAACUCCAUACUCCAUGCUAAAUCUAAGAGGACUUGUAACGUGUUCAAAAAUGAUUAUUUUCUAUAUUUAUCAUCUGUGAAUUUACUACAUUUGGUGCACUCAAAGAUGCAAGUAUUUACUUAUUAUUUUUAUUUUUGUGGUGUUGAUGAACAUGAAAAACUGAAGAUGGUGCAGCAGCUCCAGAAACGUUAAAAACGGUUUGAACAAAAUGUUUUAGUUAUAGAUUCACUUAAUAUCGUCCUCCAGAGCUUUCAUGCUCAUCUUGUGUUCUUCCAGCUUAACUUUCUGUUUUCCAGCUUUGCACAUGUUAGUGCAGAAUUAUAAAGUGCAAUCAUUUCUUGAAAUGAAAAUAUGCAGUGUAAUGAUAAAUCAAUUCGGUAUGUCAGAUGGAGUCGGGACGCAGCACCAUAGUGUGCUGGUAUCCACUUCUUAUUACAUUAUUGCAUGAUUGAUCCAGUCAAACAGAUUAUGAUUUGGAGGAGAAACUUUUCAUAGUGUCCUCUGCUUGUUGUGUUCAGAACUCAAAAGAUGAUAAUAACAAUUAGAUUUUUCAUAUGCACUGCCUUAGAAAGAUGAUUUCUUGGUAAAUGUUUUAUGUGAUCGAUAUGAUAUAUGACAGAUAUAAUCAUAAACUGUUAAAUUGACAUUCAAAUGGAAUCCCUUUCCAUGCCCAGUCCGCUAUUAUUGCUCAUAAAGUUGUCUGUAGUUGUAUUUAGUAUUUCACUCUGUUACAGCAGCUCUGGUACAGUUUAUGAGCUGAAUCAUUCCAGAUAAUGUUUGUGUUUGUUAAUGAAAGUGAAGUAAACUGUUUUUUUUAUGAGUGUACACAACCAGCAGAGGCGCAAUGUGUCAUAAUCCCUCCCAUGUUGACAAAGUUCAUGUGUGCCAUGAUUUGCCUCUAAAACCUGAAAUUAGGCACAGCCUUUUCUAUUUAAUGUGGAUGAAUAUGCAUUUACUUUCACUUUGGGAAGUGUGUUAGUGCGAGACGCCACCAUGAGAAGUAGAACGAUUUUUAAUAUGAUCCAGUAGCAUGGUUCACCAACAGUUGUUCCAGAUGAAUAAAAUAUCUACUCUGUUAUUCCACAUAUUGUUUAUAUUUAUGUGUCAUUUUGGAUCUUUGAGAUUCUACCAUAAUUUUAAAAUACCUGUAAGACAUCAUCAUUAAGUUGGCCUUAGAUGUAACAAUGAAUACUUUGCUAGCCAGUUACAACUCUGCAAACUCUUAAUGUAUUCAAGCCAAUCAAAUAAAACCAAAAAUAAAAAUUGAUUUCAUAUUUCUGAACAGGUGUGGUAUGAGCUCCAAGGCGCUUCAUACAAACACAUUUUUAUUGUUUCUUUGAUUGUUCAGCUCUGUACUCAUUGACUGUGACUUCUAAAUAUGAAUCUGCAGCAUCAGUAUCCAUGAAAAUAUUUAUUGUUUUUUACUUUCAGCCUGCUUACAACAGAAAUCACCUCCUGCUGUGUGCUGUGAUGUUACUGGCUGAUUAUGUAAUUAUUUGUUUGCACAUAU